Molecule: messenger RNA, 3836 nt
Organism: Myxocyprinus asiaticus (Chinese sucker)
Lineage: Eukaryota; Metazoa; Chordata; Actinopteri; Cypriniformes; Catostomidae
Product: flotillin-2-like
Exons: 11
Coding region: 124-1410 (428 amino acids)
Biological process (GO): protein localization to plasma membrane; regulation of myoblast differentiation
Cellular component (GO): plasma membrane
Source: RefSeq, a predicted model, not a curated record
UGUCGCCUGUGUUGACAAACAUUUAUUCUCUCACUAGGGCGGUGGACUCCUAAAAGGCCACUAGAUAAACUGUUACAGAUUUACUGAUGAUAUAGGACUUAUUAAUGUGUAUUAAAUGCCAGUAUGGGUAGCUGCUUGACUGUUGGACCGAAUGAAGCGCUCGUUGUAUCAGGUGCCUGUUUUGAGUCUGAUGAGAAGAUAUAUGUGGUGGGAGGCUGGGCGUGGGCAUGGUGGCUUAUAUCUGACACUCAAAGAAUUACACUCGAGAUAAUGACAUUACAGCCAAAGUGUGAAGAUGUGGAGACAGCCGAGGGAGUUGCUAUCACAGUUACAGGGGUUGCUCAAGUCAAGGUUAUGACUGACCAUGACUUGCUGGCUGUUGCCUGUGAGCAGUUUCUGGGAAAGUCUGUCAUGGAAAUCAAAGGUGUUGUCCUGCAAACCCUGGAGGGACAUUUACGUUCAAUCUUAGGUACCUUAACUGUGGAGCAAAUCUACCAGGACAGAGAUCAGUUUGCUCAACUGGUGAGGGAAGUCGCAGCUCCUGAUGUGGGUCGAAUGGGCAUUGAGAUCCUGAGCUUCACAAUUAAAGAUGUGUAUGAUAAGCUUGACUACCUGAGCGCUCUUGGGAAGACGCAAACGGCGGCUGUCCAAAGGGACGCGGACAUCGGGGUGGCCGAGGCAGAAAGAGAUGCAGGGAUUAGAGAAGCUGAAAUGAAGAAAGAAAUGAUGGACGUCAAGUUCUUGGCAGACACUAAAAUGGCCGACUCCAAGCGAGAGUUGGAGCUGCAGAAAGCUGCUUUCAAUCAAGAAGUGGACACUAAGAAAGCCGAAGCACAGCUGGCCUAUGAACUGCAGGCAGCUAAAGAGCAGCAGAAGAUCCGAUUGGAGGAGAUUGAGAUUGAGGUGGUACAGAGGAAAAAGCAGAUCACCAUUGAGGAGAAAGAAAUUGAAAGGACAGAGAUGGAGCUGAUCGCUACGGUUAAACGCCCUGCUGAGGCUGAGGCCUACAAGAUGCAGCAGCUGGCAGAAGGACGGAAGUUGAAGAAAAUUCUGUAUGCUCAGGCAGAGGCAGAGAAGACCAAGAAGAUUGGAGAGGCAGAGGCCAGCUCUAUCUCAUCUGUGGGAAAAGCCGAGGCAGAGAGAAUGAGGCUGAAGGCAGAGGCCUACCAGCAGUACGGAGAUGCUGCCAAGACUGCCCUCAUCCUAGAAGCACUGCCCAAGAUCACUGCCAAGGUGUCAGCUCCUCUGGCCAAGACCAAUGAGAUUGUUAUUCUGAGUGAGGAGGGCAGCCAUGUGACUGGGGAAGUGAACCGUCUCCUGGCUGAGCUGCCCAUGUCUGUUAAUGCACUUCCAGGUGUUGACCUGUCCAAGAUCCCCCUUUUGCAGAAGUUGACAGAAGCUCAAGCAUGAAACCAAUCAGUCCUGUCUCUUCCAUGGUAUGUUUUAUGCACUCACUGAAACUACCUUUAUACUUGGAAGAGAUUUUUUUAAAUUAAAUACAAAAACAAAACAAAAAACAAACAUUUAGAUUUUUGAUACCUCUGGUGCCUUAAUGUUUUAUAGGACCAGAAUAUCUGCAUGCACUGCUGCUCCCACAUUCCACAAUCUUUUUAUUUUUACAUCAUUUGGAAUCAUUGUCCCAUAUGUCAUAUAUGAGAAAAUGUAGUAGCCUGUUUUUUUUUUUUUUUGUUUUAUUUUACUUUUUUUGUGUCAUAGUACUAAAUUAUCAUUUUAACCUAUCACAAGACCUUUUUCAUCUUUACACUAAAGUGACACUUUAACACUUCAUCUGGUGAGUCAGCUUUAGAUUACAAUCAAAUUUUUUCCCCCUCCAAAUUCUGUCACUACUUUUUAAUUAGUUGUAGGACAUAUGUCUACUGUAGCUACUGAUCCUGGCAUGAUUAAUAACAUUCAAGAAGCCAUUGAUCUUGUAGGCUGCAGUGUAGCAAGUAGCAUUUUAAUGGACUGAGCUCUCUGGCAAUAGCAUUACGGGUAAUUAUCGGUGUCAUCUUAGAGUCUGACAAGCACUUCUCUUACUUUUAAAUGUUACAGGCACAUAGAUAGACAUGGCCUUUAAAACCAAAUUAGCUACUGAUUUUUAUGUAUGUUUUCUGAGCUCAUCAAUAGUUCAGAUCACUCUUUGGUACUAUUUUUGCCUGUACAUUUGUAUGAUAUUGGAAUGUAUACGUGUUUUGUUUUGUUUAAUUUAUAAUCCUCUUUUGGACUAUUGUAGGAAAAAAUUAGUUUAGUCCAUUUUUAGCAUGAAGAGCAAAGACUUUAUUUGUAAUUUAGUUUUGAAGAAAUGUGUCACUUGUUGUUAGUAGACUCUGUCUAGAUAUCUGACCAAUUCAGUGCGAACAAGUUUCAUGUGAACAGAGUUGAGUCUCUUUUAAGAUAGUUUUGUAUCGUUGAGCCAUACAUUACAAAAUCUUUUCUAAAAUAUUAACACUAGUUACACAAGUUACUGUAAAUGAUAAAUAUCUGAGAAAUUGAAAUCACCCUUUAUCGACCAUACCGUCCUGUUCUGUGGUAGUUUAUUUAAUUUGUGUACUUCUUUGUCACUGUGAAAGUUACAUUACCUUGUUUUCCUUUUUUGGUCAUAAGUGAAUGACAAAUUGCAAUAGAGAUUUGUUAUAUGUUCCUUUAUUCUGCUGUGUUAAGUAGUGCUUUGAAAGAGGGGCAGUGACUUUUCCUUGUGUUUAUUUCUCACACUAAUGAAAACACCAAGCGAUAAAGCUAAGAGAUCACACUCAUUUUUGUGAAAUUAAGAAUUAGUUCAUAGUAGUAAACUGUUGUUUCGAUUUGCUUUAUAAAAAUAUGCUUGACUUAAUUUGUGUUCUCAUUGAAAAAGAGAUAAAGGGAUAGUUCACUCAAAAAUGAAAAUUAUCUCAUCAUUUAUUCACUUUCAUGCCAUCCCAGAUGUGUAUGACUUUCUUUCUUCAGCAGAACACAAACAAAGAUUUUUAGAAGAAUAUCUCAGCUCUGUAGAUCCAUAAAAUGCAAGUGAAUGGCGGCCAGAACUUUGAAGCACCAAAAAUCUAUAAACUAUAAAUCUACAGCCCUGGCUAUAUACAUGAAUAAUGCAAAUCGCCAAAAAGUAAAAGAAGAAGAAUGUGAAAGUGGAGAUUGAUAGAAAGAACAGACUUAAAUAUGUAUCUGUUUCUCACCCACACCUAUUAUAUCACUUCAGAAGAUAUAGAUUUAACCACUGGAGUCUUAUGGAUUACUUUUAUGCUGCCUUUAUGGACUUUUUGGAGAUUUUAUGUUCUGUCCACCAUUCACUUCCAUUGUAUGGACCAACAGAGCUGAAAUUCUAAAAUUCUCUGUUUGUGUUCAGCAGAAAAAAGAAAGUCAUACACAUCUGGGAUCAUGGUAUGGAGGUGAGAAAAUGAUGAGAGAAUUUUCAUUUUUGGGUGAACUUUCCCUUUAACACAAUUUAGCUUUUGUUUAAUUGUGUAUUUAAAUUAUCUCGUAACUCUGUUUGGAGGAUUUUGAUAUGUUUGACUUAAGAACUGUUUACGCCAUGUGAGAUUUAACUAACUAGCAUUAGAACAUCAGAGACUGUUCAGUUCAUGUGCUUUGUAUGGCAUCGCUAAUGAGAUGUCCUGUAUUACUGUGUAUUGGAUAAACAUUAUAGGAAUCCUAAAACUGUAUGGCAGGAUAAAGGUGAGAUAUACUUUUGCUUUAAUGGGUUAAAUAAAAUACAAACAAACCCAAAAUAUGCCAUUGACAAUAUGGGGAGAAUUUGUUAGUUUUAUACAUACUGUUUACACCUAUUUAAAUCAGCAUGUUAAGGUGCAUGUACUUCCAAAUGUAAUAAAUGUAAUGUGAACAUG